Coregonus sp. 'balchen' is the source of this 3859-nucleotide messenger RNA. The record is from the annotation of a GenBank genome assembly. Lineage: Eukaryota; Metazoa; Chordata; Actinopteri; Salmoniformes; Salmonidae.
CGGUAUUCCCCGUUUACUUGAGCGCUCGACACCCAGGGAAGGUGUUUACCAGUCUGUUACCAUCUAUGCUCUCUUACAUAAUAUGUUCGGACAGCCCACAUCGCGCAAAAGGGAGCUGUGGCCGCGACUACUUAAUCCGUUUUGUUUUGCAAGUGUAGCGACAAGGAUAUUAAGAUAGUACCGAAACAUUCUUUCAGAGUUCUUUGACAACUUCAACAAGGAGCAAGAAGAUUUAAACAGAAGUAUACUCUUUGGAACUAACAAGCCUCAACAUGAUUUUCGACAAAUUGAAAAAGCUUUACAUCGUCUUCGACUCUCCCAGAAAUCGACUCCCCUCCCGUCUUCAGCAGUGGGGACGUGGUGUCUGGAAAAGUUGUUUUGGACCUGUCAGGUGAAAGUAAAGUGCAGUCGUUGAAGUUGCACGCCGAAGGUUUUGCGAAAGUGCUUUGGACCGAGUCUCGUUCGGCUGGGUCCAGUACUGCUUAUACUCAAAACUACAGCGACGAAGUGGAAUAUCUCAACAGGAGAGAAGUUCUUCUGCAAGCAGGUUAGUUAUUCACGCUAUCGGUGAAUGAAAGCAAUGAAGUGUUCCAUGCUAUGCAACUCACUGGACAUUGGACAAAACCACUUGGGCAAAUUUUACUCAAAAUAAAAGUAUUUUCAUUGUACCUUACUGGGUUUUGAGGGGGUUUUCUCUCAUGGGAAAGUAUUUUGUUAUAACUUAUCUUAAAGUUAUUCUGUAAUUUGAAGAUUCAGGUGUUCUCAAUGGUAAUAUAGUUCGUAUAACGUUUCCAUUUGCAUCUUGUGAAGCAGCUUGGGAAAACAAUUGUGUUCAUUAAAAAUAAACCACUUGACCCUGUCAAAGGAUUUGACAGUAUUAUGUAUAUUAGAUUGAGUUUGGAUUCACUCUAAAAGUUUACUCGGUCUGAAUGCAGCCCUAAAUUAAAUAAUAUAUAGAAAACCAAAAAACAAGGGACUGCAAAUACCCAUUCAAGAGCACCUGGCAGUAUAGAGCGCAUGUGGUGGCACUCUUGUGUUUGAGGAGAAAAGGGAAAACUGCAAUUGCAGUUCAUUGUAAUGAUAAAGAAACUCAGUGAUUUCUCCUGUAUUUAUUUUACUUAGUACAUUGCUUUGAAAAGCAAAAGGCCCUCAUUCAGUAAUCAAUGUGGAUCAGAAGUUGUUUCAAAUCAUUAAUGCUUGUUUUAUUAAUUUAUCUUCAGAUAAUGGCGAGCUCACCCUCCUCCCUGCUGGAAGACAUGAAUUUCCCGUUUAGUUUCCAGUUGCCUGAAGAGUAAGUAUCCCUUUCUGGAAUGAAUGGUUCAGAAUUAGCAUACAGUGAUGCACUGUAGGCAAAUUCUGAUUUGGACCUAUGAUAUCCUCGCAUCUUAUUAAAGAACAAAUAAGGUCUAAUCAAUCAGUGUGUUUUUUUGCUUCAACAGGACACUGGUGACAUCGUUCGAAGGCAAGCAUGGCAGCGUCCGCUACUGGGUGAAAGUGAAGCUGCAUAGGCCCUGGGCUACAGUGCGGAAGAUCAAGAAGGAGUUCACAGUCAUCGAGCCCAUUGACAUCAACACACCAGCCUUAUUGGCCCCCCAAGCUGGCACUAAAGACAAGAUGGCACGGGUGUGGUACCGCAACUUGGGACAGGUGUCAAUAACCGCUAAGAUCGAUCGCAAAGGUUACACACCAGGUAAGAACCAAUCAUAUCUUUUAACCCUAGUGGUCCUGAAAACUGAACAUUAAGUCAAACUAUUUUUUAACUGAACCAAAUCUCAACUCACAACCUCUAUUCUUCAUCUUACAGGUGAGGUGAUUCCCGUAUUUGCUGAGUUUGACAAUGCCACCUCACGCUCGGUGGUGCCCAAGGCCUACAUCACACAGACGCAGACGUUCAUCGCUCGGGGCACCAUGAAGCAGAAGCAAGCGGUUGUGGCCACGCUUAGUGGCGACGUGGUGGGCGCCCAGCGCAGGGAGAUCUGGCACGGCCGCGCCAUCAAGAUCCCACCGGUCGGGCCCUCCAUCCUGCAGUGCCGCAUCAUCAAAGUGGAAUACAUGCUCAAGGUGAGUUCAAGCAAAAAACAGAAUGAAAAGCACAUCAUUCAUUAGAUUUUCCUUGUUGAGUAUACGUCUCCGAUUGAUAAUGAAAAGCUAAUUAGAGACCAGUUGGUAGUGGUUUUACCCCUACAGAUGAUUCUGUUACUGUAGUUCUAAAAGCUUUCUCCCCUCUCCAACACCUAGGUGUGUGUGGAUGUUCCUGGGACCUCUAAGCUGUGCCUGGAGCUGCCCCUGGUCAUGGGCACCAUCCCCCUGCAUCCCUUUGGUAGCCGCACCUCCAGCGUCAGCAGCCAGUACAGUGUCAACCUGGAAUGGCUCCGCAUGGCCAUCCCCGAGCAGCCUGAGCGUAAGUGUCUGUCUCAUUGUAAUACAAGAGUUAGCGGUGUUCCCCAAAGCUCAAUGCCAGGCCCCCUGAAAAUCUCCAACCUUAGGAAAAAUGGUCUACUCAUCUGUACCCUCUUUCCCUCCCCACACAGCUCCUCCUGACUACAGCUCUGUGGUGACGGAUGAGGAGGCUGAGCGGAACACUACGGCCCCCUGUCCUGAGGAGGACCUCAGUGGUAUUAUGGAGCACCCUCUCAGGGCCUUUGUCCAGGAGUUCCGCUUCCGACCCCCUCCGGUGUACUGCGAGGUGAGCUAGCACCCCUUAGAAUACUCUCGAUGACAAUAGGGCUGCAUUUCUUUGAUUAACUGAACUCUACACUUCUAUGACCCAAUGUGCCUUAUUGAAACUUAUACCUUUUGUGUUUGCGCCCGCAGGUCGACCCAAACCCUCAGCCCCUCAACAUGAGACGUCGCUGCAUGACGUGUUGAACCAUAAGCCCCACUUGAGCGUCACACGAUGACCCUAUUUUAAUUAAACAAAGCGUAGAGUUUUGUCUUCUCCUGGAUUACUCUCCGAAACUGGCGACCCGGUACUAAGAUGUGGCCUCUGUUGUUGGAAGGGACUUAGAGUACCACCGAGAGGGUGGAGGAGAUGGAGGCGACAGGAACUGCUUGUGGAUGAAGUCCUUUUUAAAAAGGAAGGGGGACAUGUUACGUUCAACAAGAAAAGGAAAUAACUUCUCCCAUGGUUCCUGUCCUUCCAAGUGAUACUGGCUCAGGAUGAGGAAACCGAGCCGCCCCGCCCGCCAAUCAAUGAACACCCACACAAUAAAUGUUUUGUGUUUUACAGAGUUUGGGGAAAUAUUGGGGGAGGAUCACUUGAUUUUUGUGAGGGGGAGAGUUGGAGUUGCAGAUGAAACCUAAGCCUCAAAGAAUGCGAUGUUAUCUUCAGUUUACAUCUGCAAAUGAACAAAUGAUCAGCUGGCUUGGUGUUAAGAGGCAUGUGUAACCAUCAUCUCUUAAUACCCAACUCCCCCUUGCCUGGUAACAUGUAGUAUGACUCAAUCAUGAUGACUAUGUCUACUGUUAGUCAAGUAAGUGUUAUUCAAGUAAGCACUUAUCUGAGACUGUUUGGUGAGGAGGAGUUGAGUCAGCAGGUUUUGACAUUUAGCCGGGUAAUACUAUGCAAAAGGGAAAACCUGAAUCUUGUAGUAUCUGAAAAUGUACUGAAAUGAUUCCAUGAGAGAUUCUGAUAAAGCAGCUGUCCUCUGUAUGAGGAUGUUCAAUGUAUUCUGAAUGUUAAUACGACAGUAAUGGAUGAAAAAACUAAACAGUUGAGUUUUUUUGCAUGUGGAAGAAAAGUGUGUGUGUUUUGAAGCUGCUGCAAGCUCAAAUGAUUAGCUUUAGAAGCGACUAUGGAGGAAAUAUCUGAGCCAUGUGGUUUGUGCAUUUGAUUCAACCCAGAUGCCUGUGCCUUGAU